This is a messenger RNA of Myripristis murdjan (pinecone soldierfish), 5052 nucleotides long. Its product is annotated as constitutive coactivator of PPAR-gamma-like protein 1. Lineage: Eukaryota; Metazoa; Chordata; Actinopteri; Holocentriformes; Holocentridae. Gene Ontology annotation, cellular component: nucleus. The transcript is spliced from 17 exons. The coding region runs from base 343 to 3507 and encodes 1054 amino acids. The record is from RefSeq and is a predicted model, not a curated record.
GCACUCUACACCAUGCGCUCCCUUGCGUCGUGUCGUCACGGUGCUUCUCUCUCUGCCUCCGCUCCAGACAGACCCACAACCAGAGACAUGGCUCCGUGAAACGACACAUGGCAGCUAGCAGCCAUGAACCAAAAAACAACUCACCAAAUACAGAUAAUGCCUAAAUAACAACCUUGUUUCGUUUAUUCCGAAAUUAUUCCAACACCUGCAAUAUUCAUAGCUUCAAACUGGUUGUCAGUCACUGUCAAGGGGAGAGGCACCCUGCAAACCCCCUCCGGUUUUAUUUCUGCUCAAUAUUUCGCUCUCAAUCAGUUUAAGUUGCCGUCUCUAAAGAAGCUCAACAUGGGUGUGCAAGGUUUCCAAGAGUACAUUGAAAAGCAUUGCCCUAAUGCUGUGGUGCCGGUGGAGCUCCAAAAGCUGGCCCGGGGGAGUAUGGUCGGAGGUGGCCGGCAAAGACCCCCUCAAAGUCCGCUGAGGCUGCUGGUGGAUGCCGAGAACUGCCUCCACCGGCUCUACGGAGGUUUCUACACCGACUGGGUCAGCGGGGGCCAGUGGAACCACAUGCUGGGCUACCUUGCUGCCCUGUCCAAGGCCUGCUUCAACGGGAACAUUGAGCUCCUGGUGUGCUUCAAUGGCGCCCUGGAGAAAGGCCGUCUUCACGAGUGGGUCAAGCGGCAGGUGAACGAGCGGCAGACGGCCCAGCAGAUCGUCAGCCACGUCCAGAACAAGGGGACCCCGCCACCAAAAGUCUGGUUUCUUCCCCCGGUGUGCAUGGCCCACUGCAUCCGGCUGGCGCUCCUCAGGUUCCACAUCGGGGUUGUCCAGAGCAUCGAGGACCACCAUCUGGAAGUGAUAGCCUUAUGCAGGGAGAACGGCUUCCACGGCCUGGUGGCCUACGACUCUGACUACGCUCUCUGCAACAUCCCCUACUACUUCAGUGCCCAUGCCCUCAAACUGAGCCGCAACGGCAAAAGCCUCACCACCAGCCAGUACCUGAUGCACGAAGUGGCGAAGCAGCUUGAUCUCAACCCAAAUCGUUUUGUCAUUUUUGCAUCACUUUUAGGAAAUCACAUACUGCCUGAUGAAGACUUGGCUGCCUUUCACUGGACCUUACUUGGUCCAGAGCAUCCAUUAGCAUCUUUGAAGGUGCGUGCCCACCAGCUUGUGCUCCCGCCAUGUGAUGUUGUAAUCAAGGCUGUGGCCGACUACGUCCGCAACCUGCAAGACAUCAAUGACUUGGAGGCCAUCGCUAAGGACAUUUUCAAGCAUUCACAGUCCUGCACUGAUGACAAAGUUAUCCGCUUCAAGAAGGCAGUGGAGUACUACUCAGCGGCCAGCAAACCCCCUCAGUUCCCUCCACAUUUAGUCAGACCAAAACAUAUUGGAGUGCCUGCUGCAGCGCCUCAAUAUGCAUCUCCAAAAAUGCUCAACAUUCCACAGGCGCCGCUGCCGGUAAAACCCGAGGUCCAGCACUCGUACCCAGACCCUCUGGUGGAGCACAGCCUGGCUCUGGGCUCGGUGGGGAAAAGCUUCCCAGAGCCGAACAGCUUCAGCAACAUUCCUCCUGAAGGGAAGCACACGCCGCUGUAUGAGAGGUCCUCCCCCAUCAACCCCGGUCAGGGCAGCAGCACUAACCACACGGAGACCGCCUCCACAUCCUCCUCCUCGGAGAAUGAGGAGAGCACCGGCACAACUGCCAAUCAUGUUAGUGACCAUAAAGGAGGAUGGGAGAAAAAUGGAAAUAAUUCUCAUUCUGAAAACACACCAGAGGGCGAACUGGGGGACCAAACAAAAACUGACCUCACCAUGACCUCCGCUGUGAGCCCCGGGCCGCAGGCUGGAGGCCACCACAGCCUGAACGCCCAGAUCCCCUCCCUCCUCUCCAUGCCCACCAGGAACCACAUGGACAUCACCAUCCCGCCUCUUCCUGCUGUGGCCCCCGAGGUCCUACGGGUCGCUGAACACCGACACAAGAAGGGCCUCAUGUACCCUUACAUCUACCAUGUCCUCACCAAGGGAGAGAUUAAAAUAUCUGUCACCAUUGAAGAUGAAGCUAACAAAGACCUGCCUUCAGCGGUGCAGCUGUUUCGGCCUAUCCGCCAGUAUGUUUACGGAGUGCUCUUCAGUCUGGCUGAGGCCAAGAAGAAGGCUGAGAGAGUAGCCAUGAGGAAAAAUUGCCUCCCCGAAUAUUUACCCGUCAUGGUCAAAGAGUGGGCAGCCUACAAAGGCAAGUCUCCCCACACUCCUGAGCUGGUGGAGGCCCUGCCCUUCCGGGAAUGGACGUGUCCCAACCUGAAGAAGCUGUGGCUGGGGAAGGCGGUGGAGGACAAGAACCGCAGGAUGAGGGCUUUCUUGGCCUGCAUGCGCUCCGACACCCCAUCUAUGCUCAACCCUGCCAAUGUUCCCACGCCCCUUAUGGUGCUCUGUUGUGUGCUGCGGUUUAUGUUACAUUGGCCAGGAGUAAGAAUUUUGCGUCGUAACGAACUUGACGCAUUCCUAGCCCAAGCACUUUCUCCUAAACUAUAUGAGCCUGACCAGCUCCAGGAACUGAAGAUUGACAACUUGGACGCUCGAGGUGUCCAGCUUGCCGCUCUGUUCAUGAGUGGAGUGGACAUGGCUCUGUUUGCCAACGAUGUGUGUGGCCAGCCUAUUCCAUGGGAGCACUGCUGUCCCUGGAUGUACUUUGAUGGCAAGCUGCUUCAGAGUAAACUCAUCAGGGCCAACCGGGAGAAGGCCCAGCUCAUUGACCUCUGUGAUGGUCAGGCUGAGCUUGUUGCCAAGGUGGAGAAGAUGCGUCAGAGUAUCUUGGAGGGUCUGAACUUUUCUCGUUCACCUCAUCCCCUCCCGUUCCCGCCACCUCCACCGCCACCACCUCCUCACGGGGUGCCUUUCUACCCCCCCACUGGCUCCUUCUACCCUCCACCCCCAAUGAUGCCUCCUCAGGGCAGGGGCAGGGGCAUGCCUGGUCUUCAAGCAAUGUCCUCCCAAGGUGGGAAGCUGGAGAUCGCUGGCACUGUGGUUGGCCAGUGGGCUGGUAGUCGACGUAGCCGAGGAAGAGGAGGCUUCCCUGUCCAGGUGGUGUCUGUCGGGGGACCAAACAGAGGUCGUCCGAGAGGUGUGAUUUCCACACCUGUCAUAAGGACCUUUGGUCGAGGGGGCAGGUACUAUGCUCGAGGCUUCAAGAGUCAGGGAACAUACCAGAGUAAGCCUGCUCAUACCUCUGGACACGACGCAGCGAAGGAGAGAAAGAAACCGAAGCCGGAGGAGAAGAAAUCCACUUCUGCACCUUGUGAAGGUUCAGCCACGGAGAACGGCAUGGAGGAUAAAGAGUCGGACCAGCUGAAUGGAGAUAAGGACGAAAGCAGGGCUCUCAUCCAACCUGAAAGUGCCUUUAGCAGUGACUCCAAGAUGUGCAAUACUAAUCCUCACUUAAAUGCACUAAAUGUUGACAGCGGCUGCCAUAGAGACGAAGCUCUUGGCACCGAGGUCUUAAAAAAAGAAGAGUAAGCCUAUUUUUCUAGAGAGGGUGAAGGAUGAAAGAUGGAAUAGGGUUAGGAAUAUCUGGAAAGUUGGAAAGCCUACAGUACAUGUAAUUUUUCAGCCCAGUCGCCAGGAAAAAAUGUUGGCGUUUUACGUUUCUGCAAACCAAAGAUACGCUGAAAUGACACGUUUUCAAGUUUCCCGACGGAGUGUGAAGCGAGCGAAAACCGCAGCGUUGGGAGGUAGGUGGGGUGUGGAUGUCACAACCAGCAGGACUUCACUUCUGCAGACGGGGCGUUCGAGUCCCGUCCCAAGCGAGUUCAAUUUCAGCUAACAUUACAUUGGCCAAAGUAAUCAAAGUUAACUGGCGUUCUCAGUAAGAGUCGUGUGAUGUUGACACAGGCUCCAUCACAUGGUCACAAGUGGAAAUGUUGAUAUGCAUUAUCUUUUUGGCUUAGAAAAGUUGACAUUUCAGCGUAUUUAUCGGUUUGCGUGAAGGUAAAACGGCAGCAUUUUAUUCUGGUGACUGGGUUGAAUUUUUUUCCUCUCAGAAAAAGCAAACGAGAUGAAAUUCGGAUCCCUCUCAGUUUAACACAAGAGUACGAGUUAUAUUACAAAAAUACUGCAAGUUAAAGGAGUACAACAGUCGUUCACUCCCUCAUCACCAAGAUUUAUACAUGUUUCAAACUGUUUAUGAGAAUGGUAUUUUUCCUUUUAUCAGAAUACUGAAGCUUCAAGAAACAUUGAUUUGGAAAACUUUAGUUCUUAUAGGUUGAGAUGCUCUUCCAGUACUUGGCACCAUGUAUUUGCCAUUGUAAUUAAUUUUUGUGUUGUCACAGUAAAUGCUUGAUGAAAACUGAACUUUUAAAAGGAAAAAAAAAAAAAAAAAAAAAACGGGAAAAAAAGAGAAACGCAAAACACAACAUUUCUGCCAUGGGCCAUCGUCACCCUCGGUUUGAGUUUGGUUCAAAUUUAAGUAACUCUGCUAGAUUAAAUCCUGCCGCAUUAGUUCAGACGAGCUCGGCGCGAUUUCAUUCGUUUAGGUAUAAGGAAACACUUCAAGAAACAGCUAGACAUCAGAUGCAAAACAUCUUGCCAAAAAUUCUGAUACUCAAAACGUGGUUUCUUGAAUCCAAUGUAGAACUCUAGUAUUCCUGCUUCAACAAAAACCCUCUGCAUGGUUUCACAGUUUAAGAGGUGUGUAGUUAUUAUGCAUGUUGUCCUUUUUCUUCCAUCCUUACAAGUACUGUGCCCAUUUGCAAAUUUAAGAAAUGGCUAAUAUCAGUAAUAGUCCAUACAAAGGUGUUAACUGUUAGUCAGUAACAGAUUUGCUCUGACCUUGAAUUUUUGUGAUAUUGACCUCUGUUGCAUUUAAUUAAAAAAAAAAAAGCAAGCCGUUAUCUAGCCACUUUUUAAUAGUGUAUUCAUACUAUACAUUAUUGUUCUCUGUUGCUGUUUUCUGCAUUAGUCAAGUAUCUCUGAAAAAAAGCAAAAAUCACAUAAAAAGCUUUGACUGAAAAAAAAAAACAAAAAAAAAAAACACAAACUCCACCCCCUUUUUGUAGCUGGAAG